AUAAUCACGAGGGUCAAGAUAAAUCAAUGACGGUGUGUGUGGGGGGGGAGUGGGUCUUUUUAAUUGGAUCACCGUCGAGAUCCGCGUUACAAAACCCAGGGCGCAGUUCAAUUCCCGGAGUCUCGUCGAUUCCACCUCCCGUGAAGCUUCGCGAUUCGCCGCGAAUCGAUUCACCUCCACACUUCGGGCAAGAUGAGUGAUUGCCACCGCUGCGUGACCAUGUCUCCUCGCUACCGCCAACAUCACCAUCCAACAACAACAACAGCGGCAGCGGCGGCGGCAACAACAACGAAUAGACGCGAUGUUUAAACAAGUUUCGACCGCCAUGGCCACCCCGCCGAGCGCAGAGGCGUUGGACGCGGAGGGGAGCGACGCGGCUUUGCGGCGAGGGGACGCGCUGGCCCGGCAGGGCCGUCUCGACGACGCCCUGGACGCGUACGCCGCGGCGCGCCGCCUGGGUGUUGCGCUGAGCGGCGAGCGUCUGUUCGCCCUGGCAAGGCUCAUGGCCGCGCGCCUUCGUGUCAACAUCAAUAACAACAACACCAACAACCACAGCGGGGAGGCAAGCCGGAGAAGGAAUCUUGCGCCAUCGGGGAAGCGAGGAGAGGCGGACACAGCAGGGGCGGCGGGGUCGGCGUUCGCAGGGUCAGGGUCUGCGGGCUUUGCAGGGUCUCCGGGGCCUGCGUCAGUGGGAUCUGGGUCGGGAUCUGCGUCUCUUGUGAGACCUGGUGGGUUGGGGGGAGCUGCGCGGUCUGGGUUAGGGUCAGAAAUGUCUGCAGGAUCGGCUUCUGUGUCGGGCCUUUUCGACUGCUGCUUGUGUCGCCUCUGGCUGUCGGAGCCCGUGACCCUGAGCUGCGGCCACAGCUGCUGCAGGAGCUGCGCCGAGCUGCGGGUGCCCGGCGCCGCGUUUGACGAAGCCGCCUCAUCCCAAGUCGCCUCAUCCCAAGCCGCCUCAUCCCAAGCCGCCUCAUCCCAAGCCGCCUCAUCCCAAGCCGCCUCAUCCCAAGCCGCCUCAUCCCAAGCCGCCUCAUCCCAAGGCGCUGCCCGAGAACUCGCAGUGGAGGCGUGCGGGACAUGCGGGGCCGUGUCCGCCCGUGCGCCUGGGACGCCGGUCCGUGUCAACGUGCUGCUGGGCGGUCUGCUCGCCAAGUGGUUUCCACGGAGGGCCGAGGCGGCGCAGCUCCGCGUGGAGGCGGCGCGGCUCUUCGCCGUCGGCGCAGAGCUGCGAACGACGCUGGGGAUGUGUGAGCGGGCACUCGCACUCGAUCCAGGUGACGUGGGAGCGCUGGUCAUAGGGUCGAAGGUUCGCUUGGAGAUGGGAGACCCAACUGGCGCUCUCCGUGACGCAGAGCAGGCUUGCCGAGCACAACCACACAAUGCACAGGCCGUGGUGGCGAGGGGCUGGAGUCUACUGGCACUGGGUCGGCAGGAGGAGGCAGUGGGGGCGCUUCUAAGAGGCCUCGCGCUCGAUGCUACCCAGGAGUCGGCCGCUCGUGCCAUCGGCGAGAUCCUCUCUGAAUGGCUAAGCCCGGUUCCGGAGCAAGUUGGCGUGGCAAGCAGGAGCCUCAAGUGUGGGACCUUCCUUGAGUCACUAGGCAACCAGCCAGCCAAUCAUUGUACAGAGGGUCAGGUAGAAGUUCAUAAGAAGCGGAAGCACUCGGUCUCUGACUCGGACUGCGAUGGAGAGGGUCAGCCACCACAUCCAGACUCAGCUGAAUGUUAUUAUAUCAGAGAGGUACCCAGGCAUCGUAUCGACCCAUCGGACCUGGAAUGCUCUCUUUGUAUGAGGCUACUGUGGGAGCCCGUGACGACACCGUGCGGCCACACGUUCUGCACCGCCUGCCUUGAGCGUAGCCUCGACCACCGGCAUCAGUGCCCACUCUGCAAGGAGGGGCUCGUGGAGUUCUUGGCGCGUGCCGUGUUCACCCGCAACGCAUGUCUGGAAGGGGUGAUGGUUCACUUCCUGGCUGAGGAGAGGCGAGAGAGAGAGCGACAGAAUGCGGAGGAGCGGAAGGAGAUGGCCGGUGAGGUGCCGAUAUUUGUGUGCACCGUGGCAUUCCCCUGGGUGCCGUGCCCCCUGCACGUGUUUGAGGCGCGCUACCGCCUCAUGCUGCGCCGCUGCAUCCGUGAUGGAACUCGCUCAUUCGGCAUGUGCGCCUGGGACCAGCAGCACGGGUUCGCGGAUGUGGGCUGCAUGCUAGAGGUGCGGGGUGUGCACCUGUACCCAGACGGCCGCUCCCUCGUGAGCGCCGUGGGCGGACGUCGUUUCCAGGUCACGGAGAGGUCAGCCCGGGAUGGCUACAGCACGGCACGUGUGGCUCUGCUGCAUGACACGCCGGUGCGGGGUGAUGCAGUGCGGGAGCUGUGCCGCCUCCAUGAAGUGGUUCGCACCUGUGCCGAGCGCUGGUUCUCAAAGUUGGAGCCCCGAUACCACGGAUGCAUCAGCCAGCACUUCGGGGACAUGCCGCAGACAGAGCCAGACAUCCAGACUAGGCCAGACGGGCCAGCUUGGCUAUGGUGGCUCAUUGCGGUGCUGCCGCUGGAGCCGCGUGUGCAGCUGGGGCUGCUAGGCCUCACGUCCCUGCCGGCGCGCCUCGCGGCCGUCGCACAGCUCUUGGCGCAUACGGUGCGCACGCACGCACCGCAACCACCGCAAUCGCUACAGCCAUCUCUACCACAACCACAGCCACGCCAGCAGCAGCAACAACCAAGCCAUCAGCAACAACUGGAGCAGCAACCAAGCCAGCAACAACCAGAGCAGCUGCAGCAACAAGCGUUGCAGCAACAGCCAAACCAGCAACAAAUGCAGCAUCAGCCAAGUGUACAGCCGCUACAAAUGCUCGAGCCACUGAGCCAGCUUCAAUUUAGCCCGCGACGGCACCAGCAGGAGCACCAUGAUCGGCAACAACCGUGUCCAUCACAGCAGCAGCCGCCGUGCCAGCAGCAGCAAGGCCAACACCGGUCAGAGCCGCAGGGACAGCAGUACCCACAGAAGCAACAACCACACACAGAACCGCAUCACCAGCAGCAGGCGCAGGCAGAUGUUAUGGGAACACCAAGGCUCCAAGGGGAACCCAGAAUUGCUAUGGAGGAGCAACCAACAGCAUCACUAUGGGUGGCAGCGACACAGCAAACACACGUACAGCCGUGGGGCCGGCCCGGUAAACAGCCGCAGGGGAUACAGCCAAAUUCUCCGGCACGGUCUGAUAGUCACCCACAGCAACAGGCAAAGCCCCGUGUGUGCAUGCCACCCGAACUGUCAAGGCAACUGACAAAGCGGCUGCACACACAGCAGCACGCCCUGGACGCCGCGAUGUGCACAACUGCACACACAACCAAACUCUCCUCAAAAACAGCCACACGGUCAAAUACACUCACAACCUCACGCAUGGCCGCACACCUGACCAUGCAAAUGACCGCACAGGCAACCCCACACAUGACCUCGCAGUCUACUGUACACGCAAUAAGCGAUGCAGAUCCGCAUGCUACUGCAACUGCCUGUGCAUUCGCGCGCUCAACUAGUAAUGCAGCUGCACGCGCGACUGCUUAUGCAACAGCGCACACAACAGCGCACGCGAAAACCUAUGCAGCCGCUUACACAAAAGUACAAACAGCAGAAGCAAUGGCACACACAGCAGAGAGUGCACAGUCAACAUCGCACUCAGAUGCAAACUCAGUUGGACACACAGUGAUGCGCGCAGAGGGGCAGGCGAUCGCGUGCCCAGCAACACACGUAGUUGGACACAAAAGCAGACAUGUGGCAAGUCUGACAGAUGUGUCCACACGCCACACAACCAAACACACAGUGACACACAGACCUACACCAACAGCCGAGAACACACAAACCAUGAGACACAAAGCCACACAUACGAUGGCACACGUGGAUACAACCGCCAUCAACAACCACCAAGUGGAUACAACAACAACCGCCAUUCGCCACUAAGUGGCGGUGAUGUCACCACGACGCUUGUGCCAGGCCAUGUGCACCUUGAAGCCACAUGGAUACACACAAUUGGACACGCAACUUCUCAUCCAUCAUCCAUUAUCCCACCCAACGCUCCACAUGUACGACAUCGCAUACAGAUGCCCACACAAUUGGGCACACAGCCACAUACACAACAAAGAUAAAGAUCCCCCAUAUAGCCUUAAAAGACUGUUGGGGCAAGUGCUGUUAGCGAGCACCUAUGAAGGCCGGUAAUGGUACAUGAGGGGGUGGGUGGCCAGCACCACGCCCGACCGCCUUUGUCUCCCUAGUGGCAAUGUUUACACACCACACCAGGUACUCAUUUGAGGCUGAGUCGACCUAGGGGAGGCCCGGGACCGGUUCAGAUAAUCGUCACUGGUGUUGGCCGUGAGCGGGAAUCGAACUCGUGUCGCUGGGUUUAUAGCGCAGUGCGCUAACCGCUACACUAUCGCUCCCCACACAUACACAACACACACAACGGCACACACAAUUGGACUCCCAGCCACACACCCAACAGCUGGUACAUGCGGAAAAAACGACUGCGCAUGCAACAUUCAAAUGCACAACAGCCACCACCCACACUCAUGGAGCAGAAAGAGGUGGUUGUACAGGCAAACAUGAAAAAAGUGGUAAUCGCAAACCCUCGGGGUCCUGUGGGGUUACAUGCUCCCGCAGAGCUGCAGGACGUGGGGCUGCAGGAGGAUGUGGGGCUGCAGGACACAGGGCUAGGAGACCGGGAUGUGCAGGAUCAGUCCGGAGGUGACGUGGAGCCUCCCCUUGGGCAACGCUCAAUUUUAUCUUUUAUUAGACCUCAUUCAGAGUUCCGCGAGAUGUAUGCCAUUGAUCAUGAAUGACCUCUGAACUCCCUGAGAGAAUGGUUUAUUACACUUUUACACUAAGUAGUUGUGGCCUUGCAGGUAAUUUUUAAAGUCGGUAUGUUAAAAUUGCAUACAAUAGCCUAAUCUGUUUGUGAGUGCUGUCACAGGAUCUUUAAAGUCCGAUUAACAGCAGGUGGCAUGUUUCGGUCGAUACCACCCAAUGGAAAUUACUGACCGGGCAGCUGUAGGGGUAGUCGUACAGUGAUGCCGCAUUGACUGACACACUGCUAUGGACAAACCAGUCGCCCGAUGUGUGUUUGCAGACUUGCAGCACAUCCAGCUGCUUCAUUACAUCAUUGUUGCUGCAUUUGCUGCUGAGGUAAGAUAAGGCAGUUUGCUGCACAAUUACUGAUGUAGUUAUUGUCGUUAUACCUUUGGUAUUAUUUUUACUUUGAGUAUGCAUUGGCGUUAUUAUCGCCCUAUUGUGCACAGCUCUAAGGGGCCUCCUGUAAAAAAAAAGUAUUAUUUAUUGUUGAAAUUAAUUGAUGCAUUUCUGUUAUUUUUGCAGCAAGUAACCAUAAUUUCUAACCUGCCUGCCUUUUCCACUCUACAUCCAAGACACUCGUCCAGAGCCUUGGGUUUAGAUGCUGGUUUAAGGUACAGGUCAUGUCCCUUAAGCCAGUGUAGUGCACAAAUAUCAGUUUAAACAGUUGUGUUGUCUUAAUAUUACAUUUAAAAUCAAAUGGACAGUGACAAUGAGAGGAAGCAUUCCCUGAGUAAAAUCCGAUAUGAUCGAUAAAUGACAUAAGCCAGAGUUUAACCAGUCGAGUUUUUCAGUUCAUGUCAUACCUCCCCUACUCCCAAACCACCUGAGAUGGUCAAGUGGCUCGCAGAGCUCAUUUGGCCAUAUCACCCUUGGGCUGGGCAUAGCUGAAGUAGCUUGAUGGUUAUUUUGGAUUACUGGGCUCUAAGAUACCUGAUUGCAAUCCCAGACACCCUGCUGAUAUAAAACAGGGUUCGCGUGUGUACGAGUUUUCAUGGUGUCAGUCCAGUUACUAAUGACUGCGCAAAAUAAAAUACAUUGUAUUAGGAAUUUCA
Messenger RNA from Petromyzon marinus (sea lamprey), 5880 nucleotides. RefSeq lists its product as uncharacterized. Gene Ontology annotation, molecular function: protein binding; ubiquitin protein ligase activity. The record is from RefSeq and is a predicted model, not a curated record. NCBI's taxonomy places the organism in Eukaryota, Metazoa, Chordata, Hyperoartia, Petromyzontiformes, Petromyzontidae.